AUGUCACCAUCCAGAGGAACCUCAGAAGUACGUUCUACCACCUCUGAAGCCAGCACCGAAGCUCGCGCAGAAAUACGUUCCUCAACCGCCCUAACCUCCGCCAAAAAAAACAUACAAUUCCUCUUCUCCCCGGAUUCCCCCAAUGCCCCUCGACCAGUCCACCUCCGAACACGAGCUCUACUCCGCUCUUUACGAUUCAUCGUAAUUUUCGUCUUCUGGCGUAUCGUUCGCUAUGCAAAAUACGCGCUGGUUGGAAAUGUAAUGGCUGCAAUUGGGGCAUCUGCUUUUGACGGGGUUGUCAGUGGUGCUGCGUUUGUUUUGGCCCCCCCAACCAUUAUGACGAGUGUUGGGGUGGGAUUGAUAUGGGCGAUGGGUAAAUGGGGGUUCAGGAAGAUGAUGGUCGGAGAGAUGGCGGCGGCAGAGGUUGGUCAUAGUAGGCAAAAAACGGUUCAGGAUGGGCAAUGGAGAGAUGUUCAAGGGCCAAGGGCAGUACCUUGGUGA
This is a messenger RNA of Hymenoscyphus albidus, 501 nucleotides long. NCBI's taxonomy places the organism in Eukaryota, Fungi, Ascomycota, Leotiomycetes, Helotiales, Helotiaceae. The record is from the annotation of a GenBank genome assembly.